AUGUGCGAGAUAAUUUCAACGGUAUUUAAGAGACGUUCUCAUGGUGUAAUAGGGAUUAUUGAUGGAUGUCAUAUACCAUGCAAAGCUCCUAUAGAUAAUCCUAAUGAUUUCUACAAUCGAAAAGUUUUUCACUCUAUUAUCCUACAAGGACCGAGGCGCAUGCACGAUGCACGUGUAUUUAGACAGAGAGAAAUUUUUCAAAGGUUAAAACAUCACUUGUUACCACCUGAUCGUCAUAUUAUUGGCGAUGCAGCAUAUCCAUUACUAGUGAACUUAUUACCUUAUCGGGACACAGGCCAUCUUACUAGAAUUCAAAUAAUAUAUUGAAUACUAAUCUGUCUACUAUAAGAUCAAUGAUAAAACGAGGAUAUUCUUUUUAAAGGAUCAUAAUGAAACUAAUUAUGAAGAUGAUGAAGAAGAAGAAGACACUUCCUGUUAGAGGAAGAGCAAGAAGAGAUAGCAGUGGAAAGAGAAGUAAUAGAUAAUGAAGUGAUAAUAAAAAGGAAUGGAAUAGCGGAAUCAUUAAUACGAAAUAAUUAAUUGUACGAGUCGCACUUAAUGUACAAACUCUUUUAUUGUAAAACUUAUAUCUAUCUUUAUAUCACAUGUUGUACUAUAUUACAUCCAAAACUAAAUUAACAUGUCAAUA
Messenger RNA from Acromyrmex echinatior (Panamanian leafcutter ant), 649 nucleotides. RefSeq lists its product as uncharacterized. Lineage: Eukaryota; Metazoa; Arthropoda; Insecta; Hymenoptera; Formicidae. The record is from RefSeq and is a predicted model, not a curated record.